Colletotrichum spaethianum is the source of this 369-nucleotide messenger RNA. RefSeq names its product DNA-directed RNA polymerase II subunit RPB11. Gene Ontology annotation, cellular component: RNA polymerase II, core complex. The transcript has 3 exons. The record is from RefSeq and is a predicted model, not a curated record. Bases 1 to 369 code for a protein of 122 amino acids. Gene Ontology annotation, molecular function: protein dimerization activity; DNA binding. Lineage: Eukaryota; Fungi; Ascomycota; Sordariomycetes; Glomerellales; Glomerellaceae. Gene Ontology annotation, biological process: transcription by RNA polymerase II.
AUGCCCAGCUUCGAGCUCUUCUUGCUCGCUGAUGGCGAGAAGAAGAUUGAGGAGAAGGUCUUCUCUGGCAUGUCCAACACUUCCGAUUUCGUCAUUAAGAAGGAGGACCACACCCUUGGCAACCUCCUGUCCGAGCACCUGAAGAUGCACAAGAAUGUCCUCAUGGCGGGCUACAAGAUCAGUCAUCCUAACGUCCCGGAGAUGUUCAUCCGUGUCCAGACUGAUGGUUCGAUCACCGCCAAGGAGGCCCUUGUCCAAGUCAUCAAGAAGCUGAUGCAGGACCUGUCCCACCUGAGUCGCGAGUUCACUCGUGAGUUCGAGCUUCGCCGCAUGGUCGAAGCGGGCCGCUCCAACCAGCAGGGCCAGUAA